CCUUUAAGGGGGCUGCGCCUCAGUGCUAGGAAUUCACGUCAUUUCGCCACCAAACACGACCGAAUCAAUGAGCGCAGCGCAAGUCUUCCAGGAAGGUGUUAACCAUCGCCUCGCCAAAAUGUAGCGCUGCUGCUGCUGCUGCUGCAGAAGGAGAAGAAGAAUUAGAAGAAGAGGAGAAGAACAGCGAAGUUCCACCAGACCUUCACUGUGUUCCUGAGCGGCGCGGGCGGUGGAGCAGGAGGCCGAGGGAUGAACCAGAGCGCGCUGGCGCGUCACACACUGAAGUCGGAGGCUCGCUGCUGCUUCUCCGCGGCUCUGUUUCACGGAAAAUAGAGAAAAGGAGGAGGGGGGGAAAAGGAAAGUGGAAACGGGAGAACUUCCUGAAUUUGAACGAGACAUGUCCAGUUCCCCUUCGCAGGUCCUCGUUAAGCAGGAGAGGAGUGCUUUCAGUCCCUCUGCCAGUCCACUGCCAAAUUCCACUUCCUCUCCUGCCCAUGCCCCUCCCCCUGUGGUUAAUGCCAGGACAGACGAAGAGCCAAGCAGACUGCCUGGACACCUGCGUCUACAGCCUGUAUUCUGGAGCAGAGAGGACGUUGGGCAAUGGCUGCGCUGGGCAGAGAGAGAGUUCGCGCUGCGGCCCAUCUCAAGCGGAAGCUUCCAGAUGAAUGGCAAGGCCCUCCUGCUGCUCACCAAAGAGGACUUCCGCUACCGUUCACCCCAUUCAGGAGACGUCUUAUAUGAGCUCCUGCAGCACAUUCUGAAGCAGAGAAAGCCCCACUCAUCAUUCCCUUCCACAUAUUACCCCGGAAACCCCUACCACUCUCUGCCUGAAGCAGCACUUCAACAACACAAACUUGAGGAAACGGUACUUAGGACCCCACGUGGAACAGACACCCUCCCCCUCCAGCCCCCAACAAUUGAGCUCCGGCAUCGCUCACGCUCGCCUCACCACCACGCGCCAAGACGCUCACCUGCUGAUCCCACACAACCCCACCUCCUAGCACCAGGGGAGGACCCCCAGCAAACAUCCUCUCAAAUGCCCGACAGCAACAAUCAUCUCCCCGAGGACCUGUACCCGCUUUCAGUGUCGCCCACGGCCCCCAAUGGUCACUGUCCAGCACCCCGCGAGGCUCAGAGGCCAGGAAGUCCCUGCCAGGAGGAGGCAGCACCACCCCGAGUCAUCCAGCUGAUGCCCAGCGCCAUCAUGCACCCACUGCUUCUCAGCCCUGGGCGAGGAGGGGUGCCGGGGGACAUCAGGCAUGGUCGGGCAGCGCCCCAGGAAAACGGCCGUGAGGUCAAGGGGCAUCAUCACCACAAUCACCACCAUGCCCAUCAUCAUCCUUCUCACCACCCCUUGAGCCUGGCAGGUCACCAGCAACCUCAUCAGCUCCACCAGCAGGAAGACGCGCGCUACCGCAACCAGAUCAUCAUGCCCGUCUCUCCUCCAGAGGAGCAAGGCAUGCCCAUUGGACGCAUUGCUGACUGCAGGCUUUUGUGGGACUAUGUGUAUCAACUCCUGUCCGACAGCCGCUACGAGAACUAUAUCCGCUGGGAGGACCGUGAAACCAAAGUUUUCAGAAUCAUCGACCCCAAUGGCCUGGCUCGAUUAUGGGGAAACCACAAGAACAGGACCAACAUGACGUAUGAGAAAAUGUCGAGAGCACUAAGACACUACUACAAACUGAACAUCAUCAGGAAAGAGCCAGGCCAGAGACUGCUGUUCAGGUUCAUGAAAACCCCAGAUGAGAUCAUGAGUGGACAGACGGACCGUCUGGAACAUCUUGAGUCGGACACAGAUGAACAGAUAUACGUGAAAGAGGAGUGCUGAGUUGUGCUGAGAUGAACUAUUAAAGCCGUAGAUGCCUCACCAACGUUUCGCUGACUUCAGCCUCAACCAAGCCGGCCUGGACAUUUGCUUAGAUUAACUGAGGAGCAAUUCUAAAGAGACAUGGAUAUUUACUGCACUGUUUUCUAUGCUGAUUCCCGAUAAUCUAAUUGUUUUUUUGUUUUUUUUAUUUUAUGGUAUGUGCUUCGAAAAAGCAAACUUCAAUACGACAAUCAUUUUAAUCAUAAAUAUUCCUUUUUUAAAAUCGUCUCUUUAAAAUUCCUGGCACAACAAAUGAUUGCAAGCUUUUCCGUAAGGAAUUUUUCUUGUUUGGUUUUUGUUAAGUGUGUAUUGUACACGCACACAUUGCAAUUUCUGUAAACAAGUCAUUCAAGAGAUUAAUUCAAGAAUACAUUUUAAUGACUGAG
Pygocentrus nattereri (red-bellied piranha) is the source of this 2253-nucleotide messenger RNA. It is a transcript of the gene etv6, whose product is annotated as ETS variant transcription factor 6. Gene Ontology annotation, biological process: regulation of transcription by RNA polymerase II; cell differentiation. Bases 398 to 1828 code for a protein of 476 amino acids. NCBI's taxonomy places the organism in Eukaryota, Metazoa, Chordata, Actinopteri, Characiformes, Serrasalmidae. The record is from RefSeq and is a predicted model, not a curated record. Gene Ontology annotation, molecular function: sequence-specific DNA binding; DNA-binding transcription factor activity, RNA polymerase II-specific. Gene Ontology annotation, cellular component: nucleus. The transcript has 8 exons.